This is a messenger RNA of Sabethes cyaneus, 6379 nucleotides long. It is a transcript of the gene ssh, whose product is annotated as protein phosphatase Slingshot. Bases 636 to 4904 code for a protein of 1422 amino acids. Lineage: Eukaryota; Metazoa; Arthropoda; Insecta; Diptera; Culicidae. The transcript has 7 exons. Gene Ontology annotation, biological process: protein dephosphorylation; negative regulation of actin filament polymerization; actin cytoskeleton organization. The record is from RefSeq and is a predicted model, not a curated record. Gene Ontology annotation, cellular component: cytoplasm. Gene Ontology annotation, molecular function: protein tyrosine/serine/threonine phosphatase activity; actin binding.
AACUGAACGACGUGAAGCAUUGUGCACUUUACCAUCCCAGCGUGUGAACGACGACUUUUAUAUUAUUUCGUUCAGCAUUUUCAAUCGUUCGUGUUCAUUAUAUCGCUUUUCAAUCGGUUCGGUCAGCCGUCGCAGGCAAAGGCGACUUGCUUUGCUGCUAUAGUGGAAACGCAGUCAGCCUGUCCCUCCUGAUGGUCCUGCUGUCCGUCGUUCGUUUUAGUGGUUGGUAAGCUAAGCCAGCAUUUAUUUAGUGUUUCUUGUUCUGUGGCACAUUUUCUGUACGCGGCUGCUCUUCGCGAUCAACCAUCAGAAGAAGAUAAAAAAGCAGUGUGUUGAAGGCGAAACGAAAAGCAGGCCAUCGUCAUCUCUCGCUGUAGAGUCAGCCAGCCAGAGCCACAGAGCGAGCAAAAAGUUGCAGAAAGGAAAAAAAGUCUCAUCGUGUGUGUUAUUUUUUUUUUGCUGCACUUUUAUCGGUUCGGAUUCGGAGUUUAGUUGUUUGAAAAAGUUACGUUGAUGGUUGACGGUGCGGUUGUUUUGGAUACUAUUUUGUGGACCAUCUAGCAAAGGUGUGCACGAGCUACGAGAGGAAGUCGCGAGGAGGAAAUUCUGGAAUAUUUGGUGCCCGCGAGUAUGCGAUGGCUCUGGUGACCAUCCAGAGGUCGCCUAGUCUCGCCAGUUCAACACACAGCUCCAACUCGGAUACAAGCUGUGCGGAUGAUGAAGAAAAUGCUAAAAAGAACAAGAGUUUGAGUGAAUGCUACUUCGCUGGCAAAGGUACCGCCCUGAUGCUUGGUUCGAACGAACGUCUUCGCGUCACCGGCGGCGAGGAUCCACCGCCAGAAUCCCUCCCGGCGACGGUGACGACCACGGUGGCUCCGCCGUCUUCGCUGACUUAUUCAACUGCACACCCGGUAACGGCGGGUCGGCCUCCCCGCUCGCGCUCGGAUAGUGCAGAUGAACGGGAAUCGGUUGCUUCUUCGGCCAGUACAUCAUCCUCUGCCUCGUCGGCCGGUAGUGACAUCCAGCAGCAUUUGCAAUCGAUGUUCUAUCUACUGCGGCCCGAGGAAACGCUCAAGAUGGCCGUUAAACUCGAAUCGUUACGUCCGGGACGGACACGCUAUCUGGUGGUAGUGUCCCGCCCACCGGCCCGCCGUACUCGUCUGCAGCAGUCGCUGUUGCAGCAACAGCAACUGCAGCUCCAGCAGGCUUCGUUUGCCUCCUCGCUAGUGACGUCGGCCAGUUCUACGCCGGCGUCGGUAUCGCCGGCACCAUCGGCGGCUUCCAUGAGCAAACAGAUUACUUCCGCCUCUCUGUACAAGGCCGCAUCGCCCUCCACCAGUACCAGUAUCAUUGCCAGCUACGGUGGUAUCGGUGGCGGAGAAGAAACGUUCGUAUCCAGCUUAGAUAACUGUGUUCUCAGUACUUCUUUGAAGACGGCUUCCGCUAAUGCUGCUGCUGCUGCUGUUGCUUCUAACAAUAACAAAAGUGUCGAUAAAUGUGAUAGUAAUAAAUCUAGUAGUAGUAAUCCUAGUAUCGGUAGUGUAGUUAGUGCUAAGCCACCGUUGGCUUCAGGUUCGUCAACGGGAGCUGUGUCGUCGGUGUCGGUAGCAGUUGCGAACAAAGGCUCCAGUGGAUAUAUCAGUGGAACAUCCGGCGGUGGCAGUGGCAGUGGUCGUGUAUUGAACAGCUCCACCGCAGGAAGUGUCGCCAGUGGAAGUAGCAGUGCUAGUGUGGUCAGCUCGAGCAGUGGAGGAAAGCAUCAACCGUUUGGCAUUGGCAGCUGCAGUGAAAUAGAGGAAUCCUGUCUGCUGGGGAUCGACUGCAACGAGAAGACAACCGUUGGCCUGGUGCUACGAGCACUGGCCGACACGGCCAUUCGACUCGAUGGGGAUGGUGGAUUCAGCGUCAGCUCGUGUGGCCAGCAGCACAUAUUCAAGCCGGUUUCUGUUCAAGCUAUGUGGUCGGCCCUUCAAACCCUGCACAAAGUGUCGUCGAAGGCACGCGAGCACAACUUCUUCGCCGGCGGUUCGUCGCACGAGUGGGUCUCGUACUACGAGAGCCACAUCGAUUCGGACCGGUCCUGUCUGAACGAGUGGCACGCGAUGGACUCGCUGGAAAGCCGCCGGCCCCCGUCGCCGGACUCGGUUCGGAACAAGCCAACGGAACGGGAGGAAACGGAACGUGUCAUACGCACAGCGUUGAAGGAAAUCAUGAUGUCGGUCGAUCUGGACGUGGUUACGUCGAAAUUCAUCCGCGGCCGGCUGGAGGAACACCUCGAUAUGGAUCUGAACGAGUACAAGUCCUUUAUCGACGAGGAAAUGCUGGUCAUUCUUGGCCAGAUGGAUGCGCCGACGGAGAUCUUCGAUCACGUGUAUCUCGGCUCCGAGUGGAAUGCAAGCAAUCUGGAGGAGUUGCAACGGAAUGGGGUUCGUCACAUUCUGAAUGUAACGCGUGAGAUUGAUAACUUCUUUCCGGGGACGUUUGACUACUUCAACGUGCGGGUGUACGACGACGAGAAGACGGAUCUGUUGAAGCACUGGGAUAACACCUUUAAGUAUAUCAGCCGGGCGAGGAUGGAAGGCUCAAAGGUGCUGGUGCACUGCAAGAUGGGAAUCUCCCGUUCGGCGUCGGUUGUCAUCGCUUACGCGAUGAAGGCCAACAAUUGGGACUUUGAUCGUGCGCUGCGGCACGUUAAGGAGAAACGUAGCUGCAUUAAGCCGAACAAGAACUUUAUCAUGCAGCUCGAAACCUACCAGGGCAUGCUGGAUGCGAUGAAGAACCGUGAAAAGCUGCAGCGAAGUAAGAGUGAGACGAAUCUGAAGAGCGGUAGCAGCGGGAUGAAGGAUGCCCGGCUGUUGCCGGGCAGUGAGCCAACGCCGUUGAUUCAGGCACUGAAUCGCGGAAGCAAUACGAGUACGCUAAGCAAAAGUGGUCGCUUUUUGAGGAAGCUUGGCAAACGCCCGAAGAGUUGGUCUCCGGGCACGGUGAAGGCGGUCCCUCAGCUGGAGCCGAGUCGACAGCAAUCGCAUUCGUUGGAGCAUUUAAUGGCACCGCAGAACGAGGCCAAAACCAUUCGGAUGCCGUGUGGAAACGGGCAGAACUAUAGCGUUUCGCAGAAUCAGAUUGUGCAUCUACAGGAGGGAGGCGGAAUCGGAGGGGAGGAGGUUCAAGUUCAGGAGGAGGAAAAAUCGUCAGCAUCAGUGCCAUCAGCCUUAUCCGCUUCGUCGGUACGAUCUAUUAUCAGCGAGCUGGAAUCGAACAAAGCCAAAGAAACCAGCAGCAAUCACAAGAGGAAAGGAUCGGCUUCUUCCGUCGCGUCGGCGACCGGGCUGAGUUUGGCCCCGUCGCUUGCGACGGAGGCAGACAGCAAGGACCACCAGUGGGAUCCCGGGGAAAGCAAAUCGCUGACGCUGAUCGGUGCAAAUAUUUCUCAGGAUUGUGAUAUUGCCAGUACAGCUCAAUCGGUGGUUUGCUGGACGAGUCAAAGUCAGAUAAUUCAGCAGUCCCAGCCGGUGUCUGUUGCUCCGCAACAGCAGCAACCGUUUCAGCAUGUGUCUCGUCAGAGUUCCUGGUCCAGUGUGGAUUCGGCUGUCGUCGCCGAUAUGAUUCGCGGUACGUUUUCGAGUGCUUCGCGCCAUUCGAGCUGGGGUUCGGGUGAAAAUCAACAGCUGGGAGGACAACGGAUGGCGCCGGCGCCACCCUCCCGCAACAGCAGCUGGGGUUCGUACGAUACAAGCAAUACGAGCAGCAUUCAAACCGUUGUGGAAGUUCCUAUUGAUCCCAGUGGAAGCGAAGGAACGGACGAAGAUCAUGGGCAGAGUGGGAUUUUCCCGUACGAUAAAGACGAAAUCCCGUGGCAUCCGGGAACGGUCAAACGAACGAAGCAAAAGAUCGAAGAACGUUCGUCGUCCUCAAUAAAACGCAUUUGUAGUGAGAAGUUUAACUUCGCACGUCCUAAGGAAGCGGAAAGUCGGGGGACGGACUCCCAGCAGCAGCGCUCCAACAGUGAAGAGGUACUGCCGUCUAAUCGAACCGCCCCCGUUAUGGUUUCUACGACCUACGCUAGGCUUUCGGCGUCGGCACCGGAUUCGUACUGUCUGAGCCCAUUCGGAAGCCAGAAAAAGGCAGACAAUGACCCUCCGGUUUCGAAAGGCCACCAUCGACGGUUCAGUUUUCGAAAAGAACAAAGUUCCGAGCAGAAAAAGAACGACGAAAAUACCACUCUCAGCGUGAGUGGUCUGGUGAAGAAUCUAAAGAUGAGCUUCGAAGCCAAAGUGAACGAUCGAAGCAAAAAAGAACAGAAAAAAGGCCGCUCGCUGCCAUCAUCUCCUGUUGCCAUACAUAACGAACUGAACAAGCACGGUCCAGGUGGGAAGACGCAGCAGCAGCAGCAGCAACAACAGCCGGAGGACAUCACCGUUCGCGAUUUGGUGGUUCGUUACGAAGCGCCCCGGUUCCGGGCUUCGUUCAACACCCAUCAUCGGCACAACAGUAGUUCCUGCUCGUCGACCGGUACCGAUCAGGUCGUGCUGCGGCAGCGACCCCGUUCGGUGUACGAACCGCUCAAAUCGGCACAAAAUCAUCAGCAGAAACCGCUGAUGCUAUCCCACUCGACCAACCCCCUCAAAGUCGGAACGGAUGAUUUCAGCCGGCCGUCGGUGGUAUCGCCGGCCAUCUUCGGUGGUGGCGGCCCGUUUGAUCGUAGAAUCUUCAUCGGAAGCAGAACCUCCUCGAGCCAGAGCCAGAGCUCCGCCGGAGGCGGUGGUGGACCAAGCGCUGGAAUCGCUAGUGGACCGAAAAAGGUAGUUCAACAUCACGGGAAAACUCACCCGCUGGCCAACCUGACGAAGCAUCGGAUCAAUGCUACCAGCACGACAGCGGCCACAGCCUACAAUACGAUGUAAGCAGCUCUGUCACCGCCCCGCCAGAUGAACGCGUGUUUCAAAACGAAAGUUAAUGGAUUUUCAGGCGCCUUUUGCCGAAGAAACUAAACUACCGACGACUAACCCUGAUUUGUCUCCGUUGGGGUUUUUUUUCUUGCGGAGCAGAUUACGGCUGCAGUAUUACUCGACAUUUAGCACGUAUUAGAAUAACAACGGAACGGAACAACCUCCAAUUACGGCAAUUCUAGCUCACCAUCUCUCUGUGUGUGCGUGUGUGUCUGUCUGUGUGAAAGAACUGAACUCAAUCGCACGCGAUCACACCGCUGUCACCAAAUCACAGCAAAAAAAAAGCUGGCUGAAAUGCACGAGAUCCAUACUUUCUUCGGCAAAGUCUCGCCUAAAGCGGCAAUCGGUUAACUAACUUCUGAAAAAAAAAACAAUAGAACGACCUUCGGUCGUUCUUAGGGCUCUCUCUCUUGUUGCACGCUUCGGGCACGAACUCGCUUCAUCUCGGAUCCCCCAUCCUCCCAUCCCCACAAUAAUUGACUGUUUAUCAUCAUAAUCGCAAACGAUGCGAUGCGCUUUUUUACGUGCGCGCGAGUGCGCGAAACAUUCAAAUUCAUCCUGUAAAUAGGUACAUACUGAAACUAUACACACAACAAAACUGUGCCCUAGACUGUAAGGUUUCUCUCUCCUGACGUACCCUCCCCCGAAUCCUGGCUUCCGGAAAGUGAUUCACGGAUGCAAACCGGAAUAAUAGCAGCAAGCAACUAAUGCAAAAAUGCAAAUGCGAGCCUUUCGUUGAUUGGUUAGUAGUCUUAUACAUACUUUAAGAGAAGAGAUAGGGAAGGUGACAGAGGAGGAACAAUAGCGGAAGGAGAAAGCUUUGUGUGUUUGUGAUUUAACAGAAUCCGAAAGCGUCUCUUAGUUUUUUUCUGCUUUCGGUUCAUCGCUUGCUUGGCCUUUGCUUUGGACAGCACCGUAACCGGAAGAAAAUCCUAUCAAAUCCGGUGAUUUCAGUUUUAGUAGAACGCUUCCUUUAUACGUUUCACAUCGCAAAGAUGCGGCAGACGACAAUAGUUCUUUAGGGUUCAUCUUUCUUUUUUUUUUGGUUUUGUUUGCUUGCCAUCCACCAAGCAGAAAGGAAAACUAUGUUAACUUGUAACUACUCUACAAAACAAUAGCCACACUGCGAGAAGCGAAACAAGCUAUACACUAGGUGAUAAGCAUAAUUGCAGAGCAGAGCGAACGCGCGCAUAGCAAAAACAAACAAUAUUCAAAUAAUUGUUCGAAUAUUUUAUGUGGUUUUAUAAGCUUUUAAACUGAGGAAGAACAAAACAUAACAAAAACUGUAAACGGAAAGUGUUCCCGCAAAAGGAAAAGAAGAAAACAAAAAAGAAACGGUACGAAGAAUAUCGAUGUGAACUGUGGAAGAAUCGAGCAGUGAAGGAAGAAAGCGAAAAUUUGUAUUUAAUGAGCAAAGAUAAAACAUGAUU